AUGGUACUGCUGGACGAGUUCUGUGUGAAGGUGUACUUCUGGCCAUUCCUGUCCUAUCUGGCCAGCAUCAAGGGCUGGUGCCCGCUGUACCCACCAGGUUACUAUCCCAUCUACGCCCUGCCGCCACCGCAGGGACAACCAUAUCCUCCGCCGCCCCCACCGCCGCUGCAGCCGAUUGGUCCACUAAUACCGCCCCAACCCGCUCUUCCGUCCACACCUGCAGUGAUCCCGACGUUCCAGCCCACGCCUCCGAAUCCCCAGCCGCCAGCGACGCCACCCCUGUUCACCACCAGCAGCAGCACCACCAGUAGCACCACCCUGUCCACCACCACGACGACGGGACUGACCACCACCACCACCGCCGCUGGCACCACUCUGCCGCUUCCGGUGCCCACGUGUCCAUCCCAGCCGCUGGUUUGCCUGCCCGGCGGAGCGCGUCCACUGCCCAACUGUCCCUGCAUCGAUCCUCGCCAGCAGCAGAGCUCGCCGCUGCUCUCGUCCACGGGACCACAAAUCGGUUCGGAUAUGAUGGUCUUCAUGCCGCUCAAUUCCGGACGUAGGCGGCGUCGUCGCCGCAGACCCCAAUCCUGUCAAGAUGCCCGAUCCCGGCCUGGCAGCUGCCUGCCCCUGACCUCCUGUCCCCAGCUCAUGCAGGAGUACCAGGGCCAGGGCAACGAGUUCCACACCUUUCUGGGCCAGUCCAUAUGUGGCUUUGACGGCUCCACUUUCAUGGUGUGCUGUGCGACGGAUCGAAGUGGAACCGGCAGGAGCAGGAAGGAUGUGUUUCUGACCACCGCAGCUCCCUUCGGAUUCUUUCACUUCUCACCCUUGAGUGGUGGAUCUACUGCCACUCCGAUGGUUUUCCAGCCCACUCCGCCUCUCAGCCAGGUGGUGGGCCCCAGCUUCAACCAACCACCUCCUCCACCUCCACCCCCACCAAAUGCUCCACGUGAGUCCGCGGUGUGCGGCAUUAGUGGUGCCACUUCCAAUCGCGUUGUGGGUGGUAUGGAGGCGCGGAAAGGAGCUUAUCCCUGGAUAGCUGCCCUUGGCUACUUUGAGGAAACCAAUCGGAAUGCACUGAAGUUCCUCUGCGGUGGCAGUUUGGUUCAUUCGCACUACGUGAUCACCUCGGCACAUUGCAUCAAUCCGAUGCUGACCUUGGUGCGGCUGGGAGCCCAUGAUCUCUCCAAGCCAGCCGAACCGGGUGCAAUGGACCUCCGUAUCCGUAGAACUGUGGUACACGAGCACUUCGAUCUCAACUCCAUAUCGAAUGAUAUAGCCCUGAUUCAGCUCAAUGUAGUUGGUGCACUGCCAGGUAACAUCUCGCCCAUUUGCCUGCCGGAGGCCGCCAAGUUUAUGCAGCAGGACUUCGUGGGCAUGAAUCCCUUUGUGGCCGGCUGGGGCGCAGUGAAGCACCAGGGAGUCACCUCGCAGGUGCUGAGGGAUGCCCAGGUGCCAAUCGUGUCCCGCCACAGCUGCGAGCAGAGCUACAAGUCCGUCUUCCAGUUCGUCCAGUUCAGUGACAAGGUGCUGUGCGCGGGUAGCUCGAGCGUGGACGCCUGUCAAGGGGAUUCCGGUGGACCACUCAUGAUGCCCCAGCUGGAGGCGAAUGUCUAUAGGUUCUACUUGCUCGGCCUGGUUUCCUUUGGCUAUGAGUGUGCUCGCCCCAAUUUUCCCGGUGUUUAUACGAGAGUGGCCUCCUACGUUCCUUGGAUCAAGAAACACCUCGCAUCCGCUUAG
Molecule: messenger RNA, 1740 nt
Organism: Drosophila teissieri
Lineage: Eukaryota; Metazoa; Arthropoda; Insecta; Diptera; Drosophilidae
Product: proclotting enzyme
Biological process (GO): proteolysis
Molecular function (GO): serine-type endopeptidase activity
Source: RefSeq, a predicted model, not a curated record